Messenger RNA from Closterium sp. Yama58-4, 432 nucleotides. The record is from the annotation of a GenBank genome assembly. Lineage: Eukaryota; Viridiplantae; Streptophyta; Zygnematophyceae; Desmidiales; Closteriaceae.
AUGGCGCCAUGUACGCUGGCGCCUAACGCCCUGGCGUCUAACGCGCCGGCGCAUAACGCGCUGGCGCCAGUUUCUCUGGCGCCUAAGGCGCUGGCGCUUCCGGCGCUGGCGCUUGCUGCGCUGGCGCCUAUCGCGCUGGCGCCAUGUAAGUUGGCGCCUUGUGCGCAGGCGCCUAACACGCUGGCGCCUAGCGCGCUGGCGCCUAAGGCGCUGGCGCCAAACACGCUGGCGCCAAACGCUUUGGCGCCAAGCGCGCUGGCGCCUAAUGCGCUCGCGCUUGCUGCGCUUGCGCCUAACACGCUGGCGCCAUGUGCGCUGGCGCCUAGCGCGCUGGCGCAAUAUGCGCUGGCGCCAAAUCGCUGGCGACUGAGGCGCUUGCAGCGCUGGCGCCUAUCACGUUGGCGCCAUACGCGCUGGCGCCUAGCGCGCUAG